AUGGGACGCAGUUUAAAUCACAGUAACAACUGGUUUGAGAAUGACCAGUUUUCUCCCAGAGAUGAGCAUGUGGAAGGACCUGGGGGAAGACCCAGUGCUUCCCAGGGAUUUCACCGAGCUCAACAAGCCCUGAAAUGUAGGGAGGAAAAGAAAUCUGCACAAAGGAAGAGCACCCUUCAAACCAGCCUCCCCCAAAAGAUCCAGCAGACAUGGUCUGAGAGAAGAGCUGAGCAGAAGCUGUGUUGUGGAAUCAGCGUUCACUAUAAGGAGACUGAUGCUUCGGAAAAAAUUCAAGCAGCUCUGAUUAUUUUUUUUUCCCCACAAACUCUUGUCUGGCAUGGGAGGACUUGGAACAGAGCGAUACUGGCUCCGGCGACAACAGGAAACCGCGUUUUGGAUAACCCAUCACAGUGCAAGCUUUCCAGCCGUUUAAGGGCUUUUCUGUGGGGGGUGGGAAGGAAAGGCUGUCCAUCAUCCAAAGUCCCAUUGCAGUCAGUGGGAACAGCGCCUGUGACCGCAAAGGUCUUUGGCAAAGACCACGAGCAUCUGAAGGCUGCCUCUGAGAAACGGGCAUGGGCUCGCAGCUCCCCAUGGGGGUGCAGCCCAGAAGUGGCUUCAGGAAGAGAGAGUGCUCUUUUACUGGUCAUCUCAGUGCAUCAUUCAUUAAAUAUAAGGCCCUACAGGAAAACCAGGGCUUCGUGUUCUCCGUGCCCCUCCUGCAUCAGCCCUGACGUCAGUCGUUUCAAACCAUGGAAGUUAAAUUGAGGCCAGCACAGUCUAAUAGGCAAGGGAGAGCAAAUGCUAAGAAGUCAAGGUAAUGAGAAAAUACCUGCCAUCUGGAGCUGUCAUAAGCACGAAUUUACAUCACUCCCCGCAAAAUAAAUAAAUUACAUCCUGCGCAGCAUUACUCUCCCUGGAUGCAAAGCCCCGCUCCCGCUGCUGCCGCCAAAAAUUUUGGCCUCCCCUCUUCCUGCGUGAUGGUCGGCUUCUGCCGAAAGCCCCAGAGAGAUGCACGUGGGCAACGGGGAGACCUCCUGGCAACCCCUGGCUGUUGGAGCGCGACGGCUGGAGCGGGAUCUGUUCAGCUGCAUCCGCUCGCUCCCUUCCUUCCUCGCCCUGACGGAAAGUUUUCCUCCCGGCUCUGACAGCGCCGCAGCCACUCGGGGAAGCACAUGACUUCCUCGGGAGACGGCGUUUCUUAUUUGUGUUGCAGGCCUCCAGCAGGCAUGGCACCGAGGCAGUAUUUAUAUCAGUUUUUGUAACGUCGUCGCGGCAGUUUUUGUAAUUUUGGGAACCGGAGCGCUGGCUGGAAGUGGAGAGAGAGGCACAAGGCACACCACGCCACGUAGAAAUCAGGGUGGAAGGAA
Molecule: messenger RNA, 1367 nt
Organism: Calidris pugnax (ruff)
Lineage: Eukaryota; Metazoa; Chordata; Aves; Charadriiformes; Scolopacidae
Exons: 5
Coding region: 1-765 (254 amino acids)
Source: RefSeq, a predicted model, not a curated record